UCGUUAAAAUUGCAUUCACUAUGCCGCACGUCACUAUUUACUUGUUAUUUAUUUCAUUAACAUUGGCUUUAUGCAGCCCCGUAAAUCAAGAAAACUGUAGUGAAAAUAUCGUAGAAUUAAACGCUACAGAAUCAGAAGAAGGUAUUGAUGAUGUGAACGGCAAUACAACUAAACCUUCAAGAUCUUGUACAACAAACGUAUUGGAAGAUAAUUUGUCGCCGAGUUCCAGUCAAAGCCAAGAACAUGAACCACAAAAUCUUCCUGAUAUAGGAAAAGAAUAUAGACACGUUUUGCUUAACGUUGGACCAGCGUACCAAAGUGAUACGUCAGGAAAUUUAAAAUCAAUGGGAGUAGAAGUGAGUAACUCCAGAGGUGUCCUGUAUCCUCACGUGCAUUCAAAGCUUUUUGCCAUGUACAAUGCUGGCUACAACGUGAACUAUCUACCUCCAGUGCAUUCUACAUAUAUUCAUGGUUUGGUCCCUGAAGAAGAUCUACAAAAAGCUAAUUAUGAAUUGGACGUGUUAACUUCCCAAAAUGCGAUGUUCACGCCGGAGCAAAUCAGAAUGACAAGGAUGAUUCAUUCGCAAGAUGAGGAAAUUUUAGCUCAGUUGCAACAUGACGCAAUAAUGAAAAAUAUAUUGCCCAUGAUGCCCGUUCCGUCGGCUCGGUUGGCCGCGGCGUCUACGAGUCCCUCUUCUACAUAUUCGUACGAUUCUGCACCGGCUAUAGCAGUGUUCCCAUAUGGAGCUGGAGGUGGCUGCGCUCAACCCAUCCUGCUAAGUUGUAGUCCAAAAAUUACCUCAGGUACUUUGCAGCCACUGGCUCCAAUUAAGAGUGCAGUUGCCACCUCACCAAUAGCGUCAUCAGCUUACAGGCAGCCAGCGACGGACCAUGAGAGUAAAAGUGACCAUAAACAAAGUUCUCCGGGCAAAGUGAAUUUAAGCUCUUAAAUAAGCCUUAAUUAUACUUAUUAUGUCUAUAUAAAAUAAUCUUACCAGUGAAAAUAAAUACAAUUGAAAUAUCUUUGUGAGUGUUAUUCUAUUAAUAAG
Hyposmocoma kahamanoa is the source of this 1049-nucleotide messenger RNA. RefSeq lists its product as uncharacterized. The transcript has a single exon. NCBI's taxonomy places the organism in Eukaryota, Metazoa, Arthropoda, Insecta, Lepidoptera, Cosmopterigidae. The coding region runs from base 21 to 950 and encodes 309 amino acids. The record is from RefSeq and is a predicted model, not a curated record.